AAAUACAGCGAUGAGGUGUUAAUACUCCUGGAAAUAUUUUACGCUCGUAUUUCCAAUAUCUAAGUUAUAAAAUGGCAAAAGUGCAUAUUCAUUAUAAACAUAUCGUUGUUUUAUUAUUAAUUAUAUUAUGUUCCGGAUUAUUGGCGUAUAUUGUGAUACACGACCUAUACUCGAAAAAAGAUACUUCUGAGAAAAUCCCAGUGAAUCCCAACAAUGAAUUCAGGGUUAUGCGUAAGAAUUCCGGACGAGGUGAUGAUAUUGUAGUUCAAGAUGUGCUCAGAGGUCCCGUCAUUUCGAGAUCUGAACCAGCACCGCGUCAAAACAUCGCACCGGCUUGGGAAAGAGCUGAACCUGUACGUCAAAGGAUUGAACCAGUUCGCGAAAUAGUUGAACCCGUACGCCAAUGGGUUGAACCAGUUCGUGAAAGGGUUAUUGAACCAAUACGAGAGAAAAUCGAGCCAGUUUUUCAACCUAAAGUUGAUCUGAAACCUAUUCAAAUGGACGAUCGUAUACCUCAAGUAGCUCAAGAUCCGAUAUUUCGUGAAAACACCGAUACUGUUUCGAAUGAAUUAGAUUUACUGAAAGUGGAAGAAGAUACUUUGGAGAGCUUGACGAGAUUUAUACAAUCUAGACAGCAGAACAGAUUGGUUAGAGUGCCUCAUGAAGAUUAUUACGUAGCUGGUGUUGUUGAUUUUCAACCUUUGGCUGUAGGAGAUAUUCUGACUAAAGUACGAUGGAAUGUCGAUCAAUAUGUGGGGAUCAUCAAAGAAUGUGAAAAAUACAUGGUUGAUAUACUGGUGUUUCCGGAAUUGGGAAUAUUCUCCAUUUUGGAUUCGAUGGAUUCUAUUUUAAUGAUAGCUCCGAGAAUACCUCCAGCUGAGGCUGAAGCAGUACCUUGUAAUGUUCGUGAAUUUGAUGAAAUAUUAACCAAACUAUCAUGCGCCGCUCAGAGCACCAAAAUGUACGUUGCUGCAACCAUGAUGGAAAAACACUGCAGAGAAAAUACCAGUUGCGCAUUCGGUGACUUGACCGUGUAUCUGACCACCGUAGUAUUCGAUAGAAAUGGUAAAAUAGUUGCGAAAUACAGAAAAUACAACCUAUACAUAGAAAGAUUCCUACCAGGAUUGAAAUCUCUCUCGCAACCUGAUUUUGUAACCUUUACUAGUGAUUUCAACGUAACAUUUGGAAUGAUCACAGGCUUCGAUAUAUUUUUCAAAGAACCCGGAGUAUCGUUAAUUGAGAGAUACAACGUUACAGAUAUCAUAUUUCCUAGCUCAUUACCCACCAGAUUACCUUUCUUAGCAGUAUCUUCGGUAGUGGCUGGUUGGUCUUAUGUGAUGAACGUGAACAUAUUAUCGUCGAAGAAUUCAGAUCUAUUGGGUAUAGCCGGUAAUAACAUUUACUACGGUCGUCGAGAAUACAGCCAAACAUACGUUGCUGAUUACGGAUUCUCGGCAAUCGUCAUAGCUCCUGUGCCCAAACACAAUGCACCUUUUCCUCGUAAUUUCGCCGAUCAAUACGUCUCUCUGAUGAAAUACAGUAAUCGAGCCAUACCCAUAAGUCACUUAAGAGAACACGCCUUGACUUCAAUCUCGAUGGAACCGUUAAUUAAUUCAAAUUACGAACGCGUCAGAACUUUUAGAUACGUGAAUAAGGAGUUCUUUUGCAACAUAAGCAUUACUUGGGAACCCAGCAUCGAUUCGUUUGGAUUUCCUGGUUAUCGUAUGGCUGGAUUCAACGGUUUGACUAAUUAUACAUUGAGUUCGAUUAAUAAUUACGUGGAAAUGUGCGGAUUGAUAUUGUGUUCGUCUCUGAACACCUAUAUGUGUCUUUUGCCGCCAUUUUUCGACGAUUCCUCCAAAGUGACGAUUACGUCGAUGAGAAUUGUAGCCGCAUCGCGUUUGGCUGUUGAUGAUGUUAGGAUACCUAUUACUUUGAGUUCCGAUUACACUGUUUUGAAUCCGUCGUAUUACGAAUUCACCAAUGUGAUCAAGAUCGUUGAAAAUGAAAAGUAUAAUAUUGCUGAAAUCACUUUGAAGAAACCUGUAUCGCAUUUGAUCUCGUUCGGUAUUUACAAAUUCCCAGAGAAGGUUAAUCCUACGCCCAAUUACAACGUUGUGGAUGCUUUCUUUAAUGGAGAUACUAUUUUUGGGGGGCUGUUGUUUUCGAUUUACUAUGGACAAAAUAACGUUGAAGUCAAUGUAUUUGUGAAGACGUCGAAUAAUUCGUAUUUGGCAGCUGUGGUCGAUUACAAUGGGUAUUAUUUCCCAUAUAAUUAUCAAUGGGCCAAGAUUCUGAAUUUAUAUCAAUACGCCCAUAUAAUUGAACAAGCAGCGAGAUAUCUGAUUGAUAUUGUCGUCUUCCCUGAAUGUGGACUAUUCAUGUGUGGAGUAUUUCCUCGAGAUGUGAUACUGCAACACGCUGUCAAGGUUCCUGCAGCAGAAGAUUCAGCAACACCCUGCGAUGAUUACAUCAAAUACGAUGACGUUAUCAGUAAAUUAUCGUGUGCUGCUAAAGCUGGACAAAUAUACGUAGCUGUCAAUUUGUGGGAAAAAUUCUACCCCCAUAGUAAUAGUACAACGGACGAUGUGUUAUUGUACAAUACAGAAGUGGUGUUUGAUAGAAAAGGAACUAUAGUUGCAAGAUAUCGAAAAUACAAUCUAUUCGUCGAAAGAUGGUUAAACGGAGUGAACCAAACAGAAAACGUGGAGCUGGUUACGUUCACGACAGAUUUCAAUGAAACAUUCGGACUAAUGAUCUGUUUCGAUAUUCUUUUCAAAGAUCCAGGCGUCACAUUGGUGAAAGAAAAACAAGUCACUAGCAUGAUCUUUUCAGCUGCAUUCUUUUCAAGUUUACCAUUUUUGGCAACUUCUUCUAUCGAAGCAGGAUGGUCUUACGCAAUGGACGUGAAUUUGCUAGCUUCCAGUCUUCCGAUCAACGCAUCAUUCGCCGGCAGCAAUAUAUAUUUUGGAAGAAACCAACAACUUAGCACCUACAUAAUGGAUUACGGACAGUCAAAAAUCAUCAUCGGAGCAGUUCCGAAAAAUGGUGCUACGUGUUUAGAUGGAAGUCUUUUAGAUACAGAUUUACCAAAAUAUUCCGCUUACGGCCCUAAAGAGAAGGUAUUCGUAUCAGAAGAUGUGAUGAAUUCAACUACUACAAGAUCGUUAUUCGAACUUCCACCAGGAACUACUCAAAAUAAUCCUCCAGAUUUACACAAGAAUAGUUUUCAUUACGGUGACGAAACUUUCGACUGCUCUAUUUCAGUAGUUUGGAAAAAUAACAACGUCACUGUGAAGCCCAAUUACCAAUUUUUGGGGUAUUCUGGUACUAGUGAUUUUACCAUAGCUUCGUUGAAUAAUUACGUUGAAAUGUGCGGUUUAAUAAUGUGUUCGACGAAUCAAAGCGAAUACUGCGAGCUUCCGCCAGAGUUUGAGGAUACGAAGAAAAUAACCGUGUUAUCGUUGAAUAUCGUGGCGAUAUCUCGUAAAAAUACCACAGUAACGGUUCCUAUUACUUUGAAUAAUGAAUUAUUAGCGACGAAUACGGAAAAGUAUUCUUUUAGUAGUUUUCAAACCGGCGUGGAUGGAAAUGAACUUAGCAUGGUGGAGAUGAACUUGAGGAAUCCUGCGGAUAAUUUGGUUACGUUUGCGGUGCUAACGUUGCCACAAAAGUCGACUCCUCUGAAAAUGUCUCAUCCUCCUUUGGAUUGGUUGUUACCAUCGCUAUAGUGAGCCGUUUGUAAGGAAUAAUUUCACUAUUUUUAUUUUCAGGAACGGACAUACAGAAAGUGUUAUAGGUAUAGGUAAUUAUGUUAAAAAUGUCAAAUUUACCUAUUUCUGCCUUGGAAUGAAAAAAGUUCUGCUGCGUUCCUUCAAUUGAACAAUAAGAAGAAAGCUAAAGAUAGUUGAACUUCAACAAUGGGCUGUUUUUUUCAUGAUUUACCUACAUUCAUAAGUAUAGAUGUUAUUGUACAUUAAUUAUCAUAAAUUCGUAUGUUUAUACC
Planococcus citri (citrus mealybug) is the source of this 4006-nucleotide messenger RNA. RefSeq lists its product as uncharacterized. The transcript is spliced from 11 exons. Bases 72 to 3731 code for a protein of 1219 amino acids. The record is from RefSeq and is a predicted model, not a curated record. NCBI's taxonomy places the organism in Eukaryota, Metazoa, Arthropoda, Insecta, Hemiptera, Pseudococcidae.